Molecule: messenger RNA, 2403 nt
Organism: Salarias fasciatus (jewelled blenny)
Lineage: Eukaryota; Metazoa; Chordata; Actinopteri; Blenniiformes; Blenniidae
Gene: ndufaf6
Product: NADH:ubiquinone oxidoreductase complex assembly factor 6
Exons: 9
Coding region: 48-1037 (329 amino acids)
Biological process (GO): biosynthetic process; mitochondrial respiratory chain complex I assembly
Cellular component (GO): mitochondrion
Source: RefSeq, a predicted model, not a curated record
CGAGGGAAUGUUUUUUAUGUAACACAGGGUGCAAAUUGAAGGGGAACAUGGCAGCUGCUGCUAAACAUGGAUUAUUAAGUAGUAAAACGUUGUUAGUUCACACUUUUAACAGGAAAAUAGCACCAACCAGGGUUUGUGUCCACCGAGCGGUUGAAAGACAGAGCGUCAGAGCGGCGAGCGGCGGGACCGCGGACUCCCAGCAGAAUGAAAAGUACUGCCUGGACCUGGUCAGGUCCAGAGACUAUGAAGGCUUUUUGUGCUCCCUCCUUCUUCCGGAGGAGGCGCGCCGCUCCUCUCUGGCUCUGAGAGCCUUUAAUGUGGAGCUAGCACAGGUUAAAGACUCAGUUUCCCAGAAAACCAUCGGUUUGAUGCGAAUGCAGUUUUGGAAAACAGCCAUAGAAGAAAUAUUCAGAGAUGAUCCUCCGAACCAACCAGUCAGCUCUGAGCUGUGGCGGGCUGUGAGGACGCACGACCUGACAAAGAGAUGGCUGCUGAGGAUCAUAACAGACAGAGAAAAGGACCUGGAGGACAGAGCCUACAGAAACCUCCAGGAACUGGAGGCGUAUUCAGAGAACACACAGUCCUCCCUGUUAUACCUGCUGCUGGAGUGUUUAGGUGUGAAAAACGUGCACGCAGACCACGCAGCGAGCCACAUCGGUAAAGCUCACGGGAUCGUAACGUGCCUCAGAGCGAUUCCCUACAACAGCAGCCGGCGGAAAGUCUACCUGCCCAUGGACAUCUGCAUGCUGCAUGGAGCGUCUCAGGAGGACUUCAUCCGAGGCAGCCAGGAGCCAAACAUCCGGGACGUGGUGUUCGACAUCGCCAGCCAGGCUCACGUCCAUCUGGAACACGCACGAUCAUUCAGCCACACUGUACCACCAGCCGCUGCCCCGGCCUUCCUUCUCACUGUGGCGUUGGAAGACUAUCUCCAGAGAGUGAGGAAGGCGGAUUUCGACGUUUUCCACAAGAGCCUGAGGAACAGGAACCCCCUCCUCCCCAUCCAGCUGUACUUCCGCUCCUGGAAGCAGACUUACUGACUCAGUCGCAGCUCGAGUGCAGCGACUGAGAGCAGCGGGACUCAGACUUUCACCUCCGUGGGGAAUCUGCACGGAGGCUGAAGACAUCAAGACUCACUUUGAACCGCAGCACUGCCACUGAAGUCAGCCUCUUCAGUUAUACACCAAAUAUUUAAAACCCCUCCAGGCUGCAGCUCACACACCAGCAUUAGUUUUUAAAAUAAUCAAUUUAGGGGGAAAAUACUUUAAUGGAGAUCUGUGCUGCUGUGUGUGGGUUAUAUGUAAAAUGUAUGAGAACAUAUGCACAUUUAAAGAAUUGUGAUUAAUUGAUUUUUGGCUUGUAUUUAUUUCCUGCUUUCAUUUCAGUUUAUUCUGAUACUAAACACACUUCCAAAAUGUCUGCAGACUGACUGAAAUGUCAUCUGGAGACCUGUAGAAAAACGUUUCAUUUGUUCUCUACCAUCUUAAUACUGCUGAGAAGAGAACAGAUGUGCUGCUGAUUUCCUACAGAAAUAAGGCCCAAAUUGGAAUCCUUUUUUUUUCUUUUUUCCUUUUUUUUUUUGUAGCCGUUUCAUGUCUUCCUCCACGACAUCUGACAGUGGGUGUGCCAUCAUGAAGUGCUGCAGAAAACCUGAUAAUGCAACACUAAACAAAACAUGUUGUGUCAAACCAUUGCAGGAUUUUAAAAACAACAUUAGAAUGUCCAAUUCUGCAAGAGAGGAACCUUUUUUUUUUUUUUUACACAGAGCUGUCAAACAUGUGGCUGUGGGCUGAAACUGGCCGGCAAGGCUUCAGGCCGGCCUGCAAAAUGACUCUGUAAAAUAGAAAACCGUCAAAGAAGUCAGUAGUUUUCUUUCAGUAGAAGUCACUGCUGCUCCAAGUUACAUUGUUCGAGCAAAAGUAGAUUAGUUAAAAUCUAAAAACAAAACAGUUUUAGAGAAAAAAGGCCAACUAUUCCACAUGACGAAGUACAGGUGGGAAAGGAAAAACUUCAUAUUAACAGGAAGAGACCUGCAGACUCAGGCUCAGAGGUGGCAGUUGUCUGCUCUUCCACUUGGGAAAAAUACGUAACAAAUGCAAGGAUUUUUUUUUUUUCUGUCACUCUCGUUUGGAAGUGUAGAGUUCUCAAUGUCUCAUCGUAUGUGCUCAUAUGUUCUAUGACUUGACUCAUUGCACCUCAGUCUUUUUAACAUUUAUCUGCUGUAUAAACCCAGUAAGACUCCUGAAGCGAGCGGUCAAAGCCCCCCACAGGGCAGGUCCACACAGAGACAAAUAAUGAGUCUUUUUCUGGCGCUGUCAUGACCAUCUUGGUGGAAAUAUUCUCGAAAGCUGUCAUGGUUACUUUGAUUAUAUAAGAAAUUCAAUCAACCAUGACUUCCUGUGUUUC